Salarias fasciatus (jewelled blenny) is the source of this 2564-nucleotide messenger RNA. RefSeq names its product regulatory factor X, 5 (gene rfx5). The coding region runs from base 300 to 2354 and encodes 684 amino acids. NCBI's taxonomy places the organism in Eukaryota, Metazoa, Chordata, Actinopteri, Blenniiformes, Blenniidae. Gene Ontology annotation, biological process: regulation of transcription by RNA polymerase II. The record is from RefSeq and is a predicted model, not a curated record. The transcript is spliced from 11 exons. Gene Ontology annotation, molecular function: DNA-binding transcription factor activity, RNA polymerase II-specific; RNA polymerase II cis-regulatory region sequence-specific DNA binding.
UUUCAUCGGCGCUGCUCGGGAAUUAUUCAGAAAUCGCGCAGAGCGCGCAGAAACGUGUUCGCGGGCUGUUUGGGUGUCUGCUAGCUGCUAGCAUGUAGCUAAGCUAGUUAGCUCGGCUGUCAGGCUCGGCGGAAGCUCGAAGCGGGAGUCCGAGUGACAGCUGUCCGCUCAGCGGGCACCGGGGGCCGCCGGGGGCCGGCGCGGGGCGCGGGGCGGCCGCCGGCCGGACGGGGUGCCGGGGGCAGGGUGACACAGCUGGGGUGGAGAUGGUGUCUCUCAGCGCCGGUUAGUGGGUCCACAUGUCGGAGGACCAGCGGUACUCGCGGGCCGACGCCUGCCGGCGGACCGACGGCGGUCUGGAGGCGGCGGAGGGCGAGACGGAGCCGAGCAUGCUGCUGAGCAAACUGAAGAGCAACAUCUCGAAGAACGUUCAGACCAAAGUGGAUCAGAUCCUGCAAGACGUCCAGAGCUUCUCCGACAACGACAAGCUGUACCUGUACCUGCAGCUGCCGUCCGGGCCCAGCGCCGGGGACAAGAGCAGUGGAGACUCCACCUCCUUCAAUACAGCAGACCAGCUUCACACCUGUAACUGGAUCCGGAGUCACUUAGAGGAACAUUCAGACACAUGUCUGCCCAAACAGGACGUGUACGAGACGUACAGGAGGUACUGUGAGAACCUGCAGCAUCGUCCUCUGAGCGCGGCGAACUUCGGGAAGAUCAUCCGGGACAUCUUCCCCAACAUCAAGGCCCGACGUCUGGGAGGACGAGGACAGUCCAAGUACUGCUACAGCGGGAUCCGGAGGAAGACGGUGCUCAACAUGCCUCUGCUGCCCAACCUGGACCUGAAGAGCGACCCGGCCGAGCUCACCGAGCUGGUGCAGACCUACAAACAGGAAGUGACGGAGGCGGCGUGCGAGCUGAUCUGUGAUUGGGCGCAGAAGAUCCUGAAGCGCUCCUUCGACACGGUGGUGGAGAUCGCUCGCUACCUGAUCCAGGAGCACAUCGUCAACCCCCGCUGCAGCCAGGCCGAGCUGGUGGCGUCCGCCGCCCUCGCAGGAGGUCCGGCUAAAACUCAUAAGGUCAUCAAGAAGGCUCCAGUGGUUUCUAAAGUGGACGGAGACAAUGCUGCUGAUCAGAAGAAGGAGCCUGCGGACUCGUCCAGCUCCUCGUCCUCGUCCUCUCUGUCCUCCGUGAAGCCGUCUCCCGGAGAGAAGCCGUCCUCCAAGUCUUCCGGUCUGGACGCUCCUCCUGCUCCUCCUCCUCCGUCCUCCUCCUCGUCCUCGUCUUCGGCGCUGCGUCCGGCGGUGGAGGCCUUCAUGAAGCAGUUACCCAGAAUCCUCCCCCGGAGCUCCCUCCCCGAUAAGACGCUCUCCGUCCGAUCCUCGCCGCCCUCGCUGGCGCCCAAAGACGCCUCCGGCGUGGGCGGAGCAUCUGGACCCGGAGGUCCCGCCGCCGCCGCCGCCGCCAGCGGCGGGGGGGUGAAGGUCAUCGCCAUGGCGACGCUGCCCCAGCAGCAGGGCGGCCCCGUCCCGGUGAUGAUCCUGCCGCAGAGCUGCCUGUCCUACGACCGAGACAAGGUGGCCCCGCCCCCUCCUGCCAGCCCCUCCCAGCAGCCCGGCCCGGCCACGCCCACCUCCGUGGUGCAGAAAGCCAAAGGCGGCGCCAAGCGGCCGGCGGAGGCGGGGCCUUCGGGAGGCGCCCCUCCGGUCAAACGGAAACGCGGACGGCCGAGGAAGCCCCGCCCCGAGGACUCGCUCCCCGCCCCUCCCCACCCCGCCGUCCCGGCGCCGCCCCCUCCCCCGCCCAUCAUCACGUCCCUGAGCGGCGGCGUCAUCCAGAAGGCCUCGUCCUCGUCCUCGUCCUCGUCCUCGCAGCCGCUGCUGGAGCUGGUGAUCCAGGAGCCGCCGGGGGGCCUGGUCUUCAGCCCGCUGCCCGCCGUGUCCGAGCCGGGGCGGCGGCUGCUGGAGCACCGCGGCGGCGGCGGCGGCGGCGGCGUGGUGGUGCAGUGUCAGCCCGGCGCGCCGGCCGAGCCCGAGCGCCACGGCCGGCCCCUGCUGCUCUUCCAGAGUCCGGGCAGCUCCGGCUGGGAGCUGGCGGCGGCGGGACGCACGCCGAUGGUGGAGGUCAUCCAGAAGGCGCCUCGGCCCGACGGCGGCGGCGCCGCACCUCCGCCCGCCGCGCAGCUCCACCCCAACCCUCCGCCCCCCCCCGCCCAGCACCACCACGUUGCAGAGGUGGAGAUCACACUGGAGCCCGUGGAGCCGUACGCCACUCCUCCGCCCGCCGCCGCCGCCUCCGACAAGCUGGAGGAGGCGCCAGGGGGCGGCGCCUCCUCCCAGGGGGAGGGGCUCUAGAUCUUCUUCCUGAUUGGUGGAAAUCCCACAUUGGCUGCAGCAGAGAGCCAAUCGGAUGAAUGAAGCCAAACUGAAACGCUGCUCCCAGUCAGACUCCUCCUCUUCCUCCUCCUCUUCCUCCUCCUCCUCUUCCUCCUCCUCCUCUUCCUCCUCUUCCUCCUCCUCUUCCUCUUCCUCCUCCUCAUCAUCCUCCUCCUCUUCCUCCUCCUC